GUUAUUGUACAUUGUGUCAGAAGUUAAGGACACGUUGAAAUUUAGCACUUGCACAAAUUCCCACAUCACAGGGUUUGGUUCUACACGCGCGGAGCACUGUUCGGGAACUUUUGAAAGCAGCGUGUUUUAAAAAAGUUAUUUUGUAUUGAAGUUUAAGACACCAAUAGACAAUGAAAAUGAUGAAAAUGAGCCAUCUGUUUCUCCUUGAUUUUGUCGUCGUACUUUUAGUUUUAAUUGCAUCAGCAUCGGCGGAUGCAGAGCAUGCAGAGGAGGAUGUUGUACCUCCAAAAGAAAUCAUACCACACCCAGACCUUCCCGAUUUCCAGGAGGGUGUUACAGUCAGAGUCUUGGACCGGUUGGAAUCCUGUGCAAGAGUGGCUGCCUCGGGCAACUGGCUGGAGCUGCAAUUUGUGGCCAAGCAGAUGAAUGAUGACGGAGAGAAUUAUGAGGAAUUUGACUCCACCGAAUCAAGAGGGAGACCUUUAUAUAUAGCAGUUGACGACAAGGAGAAGCUGCCUGGUCUGACUGAGGGCUUAAGAGAUGUCUGCGUAGGCGAGAAACGAGAGAUCACUAUUCAGGCUGGUUCACCCUUGAUGCAAGUAGACCCAAGGUCUGCAGGUCUUAACCAACCCCAGACAGAUAGACCAGCAGUGUAUGAAGUCAUGGUUCGAUCCAUUCUGGACCAGCAGCCAGUCAACAUGUUUGCCAAGAUAGACUUGGAUAGUAACAACGAAUUAUCCAGAGAGGAGAUCCAGGAGUACUUUGGGAAGGAACAUGAUAUUGAUACACUAUUCCAUUACCAGGACAAAGACCAAGAUGACACCAUAACAUACCAGGAAUUCCAAGGGCCUAAAUAUAAUCAUGAUGAAUUUUGAUUGUUUGUUUUUUUCCUUCUUUUUUUGCCCCGCUUCAACUUCUUUCAAUUUUUCUAUUUCCCUUCUCUUCUCCUCCUGUUCUUAACUCUGACUCUAUCUUAUAUUUUUCACAUGGGUGCCAAUUGUCAUUUGUCUUCUGUUUCUUUUGCAAUAUCAAUUUUCUUCAACCCAUUCUUUUGUAAUUUGUACCAAUGCUUGCAACUCAUCUAAUCAAUCUAUCACUCACCUGUACACUAUGCCCUGUCAUUCAUCCAUCAAUCAAAUCAUUCUGCCCAUGCAUGCAUUCUUUGGCAUCAGUUGAAGACUUACUUUAGAGAGCAUGGUUUAGAGGGAAUGACAGAUGAUGACACCUUGGACAUAGUCGUCGAGGGUCUCAUUAGGUCCAAUGACAUGGACAACAAUGACCAUCUUUCAGAUGCUGAAUUCCCCCAUCCCUAUGA
This is a messenger RNA of Patiria miniata (bat star), 1315 nucleotides long. RefSeq names its product peptidyl-prolyl cis-trans isomerase FKBP9-like. Gene Ontology annotation, molecular function: calcium ion binding; peptidyl-prolyl cis-trans isomerase activity. The coding region runs from base 171 to 875 and encodes 234 amino acids. The record is from RefSeq and is a predicted model, not a curated record. The transcript is spliced from 4 exons. NCBI's taxonomy places the organism in Eukaryota, Metazoa, Echinodermata, Asteroidea, Valvatida, Asterinidae.